AUGGCUACUGAGCUCAAGCUAUCCGAUGUCGAGUUCAUGACACCAUGGUAUCGGCAGCGGACCGUUAUGGUGUUUGGCAUCUGUUAUCCUCUCGCUGUCGUGGCUGUCAUCCUCCGAUUCGUGAGUCGGCGGAUAGCGCACAACGAACUCUGGUGGGAUGACUGGCUGUCUUUUGCUGGGCUUGUGAUGACAGGCGGUUUCUGCGCAUGCGUACUCUCGUGCCUUCCGAGUAACGACUUGAUCGACGGCAAACAAGAUAUCACGAACGCUCUUCUCGUGAAGGGUUCACAGGGGGCAUACACGGCUGAGCUGUUUUACUAUCUGAACCAGCUGAGCUUGAAGUUUUCCAUCUUGUGUUUCUACUGGAGAGUAUUUUCGUCCUCCAACUACAUGAGGACAUCCAUUUAUGGGAUAGGCAUCUUUAUCAUCCUCUGGUUCAUUGCGUCGUUCAUCGUUGCCAUUCUUCAAUGCGUUCCCGUUCAGGCCAACUGGGAUCCCAUUGCGAAGAUGCAGCCAGGAGUGAAAUGCGUCAACCUGAAUGGCUUCUUCUUUGGCACCUCGAUACCAAACAUCAUUGCUGACUUGGUAUUGGUUCUGUUACCGAUUCCACUGGUUCUGCGACUCAAAAUCACAAUCACACAAAAGGUCUUUGUCAUCUUUUUCUUCAUACUGGGUGGAUUUGUUGUAAUCACCUCGAUCAUCCGCCUGGAGCUCAUCACAAAAGUCAACUUCGCAACGUUCGCUGUAAACUGGACUAUGGAUAACUCGGUGUUAUGGACUAUCGUGGAAAACUGCUGUGGUGUCAUCAGCGUUUGCCUCCCGUCGCUUCGACCGAUCAUAAAACUCGUUCCCUGGAAGGCUUUCCAACACGCCUUCACGCACAGCUACGGCGCGAGCGGGGACUCCAAGACAAGGACGAGGACGGCGACACAUGGCUUUGAUCGAUCGAGGCAAAGGUCCCAGUGGAGUGAGAUUAGAUCGACGAGUGCUGGGCCAUCUGAUGCCUACGGAAUUCGCAAGGACACGCACGUUGAGGUGGUUUCUAUUGAGAUGGGAAGUGCUUCCAACUCGAGCCAGGUUCAACUUGCAGGGCAAUCAUCGGCCUAG
Fusarium keratoplasticum is the source of this 1107-nucleotide messenger RNA. RefSeq lists its product as uncharacterized. The record is from RefSeq and is a predicted model, not a curated record. The transcript is spliced from 4 exons. Bases 1 to 1107 code for a protein of 368 amino acids. Lineage: Eukaryota; Fungi; Ascomycota; Sordariomycetes; Hypocreales; Nectriaceae.